AUGCAUUCUUCCGUCUCUUUCCUUGUUGCGGCGCUUGCUGCAGGCGCUCUGGCCAUGCCAAUGGCAGAGACCACUACUACCACUUCCAACUAUUGCGGCUUCGGUACUGAUGCGAAUGGUUCGUGCAUCGUUCCAACUACGACCUCGAGCUCUGUUUCCUCUACCUCCACCUCGAGCGUCUACUGUGGCUUUGGAACAGCCCUCGAUGGCAGUUGCGUUACUCCUUCUUCAACGUCUACAUCAGCCUCAUCUACUACGACUUCGUCCUUCUAUUGUGGUUUUGGUACGGCUUUGGACGGCAAAUGCAUCACUCCCACAACCACUACUACAUCGGUCUCAUCUACAACGACUUCGUCGUUCUACUGUGGUUUUGGCACGGCCUUGGACGGCAAAUGCAUCACUCCUACGACCACCACUACAUCAAUUUCAUCUACUACGACUUCGUCAUUCUACUGUGGUUUUGGCACGGCGCUGGACGGAAAAUGCAUCACUCCCACCAGCACUACCACAUCGGUCUCAUCCACAACGACCUCGUCCUUUUGGUGUGGAUUUGGUACGGCGCUUAAUGGUAAAUGCGUUACCCCAACCAGCACCAGCACCAGCACCUCGACUGCUAGCACCACCAGCACUUCCUCCUCCUCUCACUCGAUGACCACCACAACGAAGAGCACGAGCUCUAGCACAAGUGCCAGCAGCAGCACGAGCACCUCGAGCAAACAUACCAGCACCUCCAGUAAGCAGACGAGCACCAGCAGCGUCCCGACUACUACUGCCAGCACCUCCUCUUCUUACUAUUGUGGAUUUGGUACUGCUUUGAACGGGAAGUGUAACCCGGCCCCGACCUCGACUAGCACCUCGACCACUUCCACCACCACUCCUGCAUCCCAUUGGUGUGGAUAUGGAACGGCCGCCAACGGUCAGUGCAACCCGGCACCUACCCAGUCGACCACCACUCCCCACGGGUGUCCUGCUCCCGCCACAGUGACCGUCACCGCCACUCCUACUUUGGCCCCCAACUUCUUCUAUGGCUUGAGUGACUGUGUUGGCUGUCAAACAAUCACAAUCACCAUGGCCGUGCCCACGUCCAUCGGUGCCUGGUAA
Molecule: messenger RNA, 1101 nt
Organism: Fonsecaea multimorphosa CBS 102226
Lineage: Eukaryota; Fungi; Ascomycota; Eurotiomycetes; Chaetothyriales; Herpotrichiellaceae
Exons: 1
Coding region: 1-1101 (366 amino acids)
Source: RefSeq, a predicted model, not a curated record